Messenger RNA from Perognathus longimembris pacificus (Pacific pocket mouse), 1015 nucleotides. RefSeq names its product transmembrane protein 107 (gene Tmem107). Bases 65 to 295 code for a protein of 76 amino acids. The record is from RefSeq and is a predicted model, not a curated record. Gene Ontology annotation, biological process: protein localization to ciliary transition zone; non-motile cilium assembly. Lineage: Eukaryota; Metazoa; Chordata; Mammalia; Rodentia; Heteromyidae. The transcript has 3 exons. Gene Ontology annotation, cellular component: MKS complex.
CUGGGAUUUGAACUUCAAAGCUCUCAAGACCACCGCCUCUGAUCUGGGCAGUCCCUCGUCCCCUAUGGCCAUGGGUCGGGUCUCGGGGCUCGUGCCCUCUCGCUUUUUGACGCUCCUGGCGCAUCUGGUGGUCGUCAUCACCUUAUUCUGGUCCCGGGACAGCAACAUCCAGGCUUGCCUGCCUCUCCGGUUCACUCCCGAGGAGUAUCAGAAACAGGACACCCAUGCCCUCCCAGCCGUCACUGAAAUGGCAUUACUCGUGGCUGUCUUUGGGCUGAAAAAGAAACCUUUCUGAUCAUCCUGAGGAGAAAGUAGGGAAGAAGCAGGAGGGGCUCAGGGUGUCCCAUGGUUCCUUGAAGAAGGAAGGCGAAGGCGCAGUCCCUUCCACCGUUGGAUAAUUAUCUCCCGAAUCUGGGAUUCUCAUUUUAUAUAGUGCUUUAUAAUAAAGUGUACUUUACAGUGAGAGCAAGACUGAUAACAAUUUUCGGAAGACAGUUGGGGUGGCCAAACUACUGGUGGAGGGAUGGGAUGCUUUUCCAGCCCGGCUGAUCAUAAAAUAACUAACACCGCUUCUAUUUUGAUUUUUACGGUAGCCGGCUGGCGGAAAUGGUGGGUGGGGAUAUGUAAAUAAGGUGGGUAGGGCUAGAUCGAGCAAAUGUGUGUGUAUGAGUGGAGCAUUCUGGGAGAGACAUGUUUUCGCGUUUUGGUAGCCAAAUUGGGGGAAAGUAUAUUUUUUAAAGACUUGCUAAAAGUGUUGCAAUAGAAUUAGAAAAACUCUAGACAGCCAAGUUGUUCAGACUAGUCUGGUACUUACUCACCCUAGCUUAUACCGGAACCGACUAGUGUAGCGUACGGAAUGGGCGAAAAGCUCAGUUAUCGUCAGGUAGGAUAAUCCUUACCUGUUCCUCCUUCGGGAGGGCAGAUUGAACAUGAUGAUUGGAGCUCGCAUGACUUGUGAUUAAGGUCUCCGUGCGGUCUGGGACUUACAACACCCCGGUUGCUCCUAUCUGAUUCU